Messenger RNA from Nymphalis io (European peacock), 1951 nucleotides. Its product is annotated as gastrula zinc finger protein XlCGF57.1-like. Gene Ontology annotation, molecular function: zinc ion binding. Bases 74 to 1939 code for a protein of 621 amino acids. The record is from RefSeq and is a predicted model, not a curated record. The transcript has 2 exons. NCBI's taxonomy places the organism in Eukaryota, Metazoa, Arthropoda, Insecta, Lepidoptera, Nymphalidae. Gene Ontology annotation, cellular component: nucleus.
CAGUCCGUUAUAACGUCAAAAGAAAUAUGUUUGUGUUGAUAUUUAAAUAUUUUUAAAUACCACCUCUAGCGUAAUGGAUAAUACAGUAUUAAAAAAGAAUAACAUUUGCAGAACAUGUUUGAGCGAGGCGUCUAAUUGUAAGUCUUUAUUGAGCAAAAUGGAAGGUGAAGAUCGUACGCUUUAUGAAGUUCUAUCUUUUGUUACAAGCGUCGAUAUAUCUAUUAGCGAAGAAUAUCCUAAACAAGUGUGUAAUGAUUGCCAUAUUAUGAUAUGUAAAGCUGACGAUUUCAAAAAGAGAUGUAUACAAUCCGAAAGCAUAUUAAAAAGUGGUAUUUUUUUGUCAUUCGACGAUCUUAUAAAGAACGAAAUUAUAAAUAGCACCGAUUUCGAUAUAACAAAAUCACAAUUACCGAUUGAUAACCAACUUCUCAUUGAUAAUAUUUAUUUGAAAAAAAACUCUCGAACAGUAGAAGUCGAAUUGCCAAUUAUAGAAAAUUUUGAUACAUUAAGUUCAGAUAAUUAUAAAUAUGAAAAUGUUAAAGAAGAAAGGGAUGAAGAUAUACUACGACAUGAUAUGGAUAUAUCAGAUGACAUUGUUAUCGGAAAUAGUAACAGUCUCGACUACACACAGAAAGACUUAACUACAAAUAUAUGCAUUUGUGGUUUUAUAUGUAUUGAUAACACCAAGUUUGAAACCCACACUAAAGAAUGUAAGAUUUUUGUAAAUAAAUAUGACGGAGAUGUUCUUUUAUGUCCGUUAUGUAAUGAUAAUUUCCCUAAUUUAAAACAACUGCAGGCCCACAUUUAUACUCAUAAGGAAACUUCAAAUGGUAGUAGUCUUGAGUGCCCCAAGUGUAAGAAUAAGUUUAUUUGUCAAACUUUAUUGAUAGCUCAUUUAAAAACACAUAAAAAUAGAAUUAGAGUUAAACAUAAGAAAUCAAAAACCGAACCCAAAGAUAAAGAUAAUAUUACAAUACCUCUUAAGUGUGUUAAAUGUGAAGAACGAUUACCUAACUUAGACGAAUUAGCGGUACACUUGAAAAAACACAUGCACAACGAAACAGAAGACCAAGAACGAAACUAUCAAUGUUCUAUGUGCAUGAGAAAAUUUGUCCGUAAGAUGUCACUGAUUGCUCACAUAAAACGUCAUGAAGAUAAAGCCCAAAUGAAAUUCACGUGCAAAGCUUGCAAACGUGAAUUUCAACACCAGGCUCAUUUGGAUAACCAUAUUAUCUUAGUACAUUCAAAGGAGAAAGGCCUGACUUGUAAUAAAUGCGGUAAAAGUUUCAUCACACAAGACUGUCUAGACCACCACAUAGAAGGUCACAAGGUUGAUAAGAAACACCAUUGUACGGUGUGCGGGAAGACAUUUACAAUUAUGUCGGCUUUGACUGAUCAUAUUAGGACUCAUACAGGGGAAAAGCCGUUUCUCUGUUCGAUUUGCGGACGAGGAUUUAGUCAGAAGAAUAAUUUAGUUCAACAUAUGAGGCGGCAUGAGGGUUUGAAGCCUUUCAAGUGUGAACACUGCGAGAGAAGAUUUGUGUCGAAGGGUGAACUGCACGCUCACAAUCGUAAGCACAGUGGAGCUCACCCAUUCGUCUGUGAUGACUGUGGGAAUAGUUUCACCACGUCCAGCUCUUUAACGAAGCAUCGUAGAAUCCACAGCGGGGAAAGACCAUACGCAUGCGACCUCUGUUCAAUGAGGUUCGCUGUGCUUGGAACACUGAAGAAUCACAGGCGCACACACACAGGGGAAAAGCCGUACCAGUGUUCGCAUUGUGAAAAGGCUUUCAUACAAAGAACUGACUUGGUCUCUCAUAUCCGUUGCCACACUGGGGAAAGACCAUAUAUUUGUACCAGCUGCGGCCAAGCGUUCAGGAAAGCGUCAGCCUUAAAAGUUCACAUAAAAAUACAUGGCAAGGAAACUAUGAUGGUAUAAAUAAAGGAUGUA